UUAAUCAAGAGCUCAAUGCCCUGGCAGCUCAAGUACAGGAGGCCGAUCGAUACAAGGAUAGGAAGGCCGAGCUGGAAAAGAAGCAACGUGAUAAGCUCACAUACAGCUUGUAUGAGAUAGAGAAGGAGGCGGAUGCCUUAUUGGAAUCCAGUGAAGGGUUGCUGGAGAGCUACGAAGAAGCCAAGGCAGCAGUACAAGAAGCACAGCGGCAACAGAGUGCUGCAGGGGAGGAGAGGAAGGCGAUUGCUGAGGAACAUGACCGUCUGCAGAUGAGGUGA
Messenger RNA from Perkinsus marinus ATCC 50983, 278 nucleotides. RefSeq lists its product as hypothetical. Lineage: Eukaryota; Perkinsozoa; Perkinsida; Perkinsidae. The annotation marks the transcript as partial. The transcript is spliced from 2 exons. The record is from RefSeq and is a predicted model, not a curated record.